This is a messenger RNA of Monopterus albus (swamp eel), 3025 nucleotides long. RefSeq names its product protein FAM117A-like. The transcript has 8 exons. NCBI's taxonomy places the organism in Eukaryota, Metazoa, Chordata, Actinopteri, Synbranchiformes, Synbranchidae. The record is from RefSeq and is a predicted model, not a curated record. The coding region runs from base 597 to 1868 and encodes 423 amino acids.
UAAAUCCACACCACUGUGGUAGUGGUGGUUGCAAGUGUUUGGACGGAGUUUGCGUUAUUCCAGCUACGCGGAGGGCAAAAAAAAAGAAAAGGAACAACACUGACCACCACGCUACUUUCUGGGCCACCAAAACAGCCCCCACCCUGAAACAUUACAAUGAAAUAGACUACAGAGUUUGCUUAGAAAACGUAGGAGUUGGCGUUAAAUUGACUUUUUGAGACUGGAGCUGCUUCCUUGUUCGACAACGGGGUAAAAUAUCUCAUCAUCCUCACAAAGAAACUUUACUUGCUAGGCUGCUAACUCGCACACAAGCCACCAGAAAGCAUGAUCACCGCCGAAGACGUGAUCACAAGCUGUUAGUAACGUCUCAAAUGUCGAGCUAAGUGUGUUGGUAACUGAAUUUUCUUACAAAUGGUAUCUGUAUGAGUCAAGACAGAGUUUUGUAACGGUUUUGAGUAGUCAUCAUCACUAGAGGAGGAAGAGUAGCAGCAGCUGGCAAUUUGACCACAGAGCGCCCCUAAAUCUUUAGUAAGCAGGACCCCCAGUGCGAAUUUCUUAGUUUGGAGCCAAGUUGUUUCAGAUUUGGUGCUGGGAAGAUGUCUGGCCGAAGUGGAGUUGGACAGACGAAAGGAGCUGCUUCGGGUCCAAAGCCCCUCAGAGCUACUAUCCCUUAUCAGCUGGCUAGCAAGCCUCGACCGAACCGGAGAGAUGGGAAAUCAGCUGCAAAGUCCAAACCACACCAGCUGAGCUCUGGCAUGAGGCGAACCAUGUCUCUUGAUGCCAUCAUCGGGCCAUACCUGCAAGGACACUGGCCGAAAGAACAUGAGGGCCAGAGCAGCCUGUCUCGCAAGGACAAAUCUACUCAGACCCCAAAUUCGUGGUCAGAUAAAUCACAGAGCAGGAGAGGAAGCAGCAGUCACAAACGUUCAGCCUCAUGGGGCAGCGCUGAGCAUCUGCGAGAGAUUGCUAAACUAAAACAACAGCUGCAGCAGCGCAGCAAACCUGCAGUCUCAGGGGGGCACGAUAAAGACCGCCAGUGUGGCUAUCCUCAAGGGAGCUGUAGCCUAGGAACUACUCAGACUCAGCCAAUUCCCAUCCCUCUUCCUCCCUUGUCUACACUGGUCCCUCGACUGCGCUGCAGCGUGGAGGGUCUCAACCAGGAGCUGGAAGGCAUGUUUGUCUGCCAGCCGCCGCAUCCUCAGCACAGGCUCCUUGAUGUUCCAGACGGUCACCGGGCUCCACUUCCCCUGCAGAGCUGCAGCAGUGGAUCUCAGAGUGACCCCACCACCACACCCCUGUGCUCACCUUCCAGCUGCUCCUCGCCUUGCUUCUCUCCCAACUACAUCUCCCCCUGUUCACCCAAAUCUGAAGACACUCCUCUGGACUUGCAUCAAGAGUUAAUAGACAGCACAGAGACAUCCUUCCUGUCUCCUUUCUCCUCCCACAAUGAGGCCGACCUGUCCCUGCCUCUGCUGAUCUCCUCUUCCCCAGGGCUGAACAAAAGCUGCUGUUUCCAGAGAGAACCUCCAGAGGGCUGCGAGAAGGUCAGAGUGUGUGAAGAGACCAGUGCUGCACACCAACCCAAGCCAGCCCUCAUCUCCUCCUGCCCAGAUCCCAACAAGGUAAACUUCACCUCCCACGGAGGCUCAGCCUUCUGCCCCGUCAGCCUCCUCAAACCCUUGUUACCCUCGAUGGACCUUUUGUUCUGCAGCCUUGCUGUCUCUCCAGUAGGCAGCUGCUCGAGCCAGGGAACAGGCUCCUGCCAGACGACGUCCUCUGGCAGCCACACUGCUCCUCCAGAUUCCCUCAUGCCCAUGACCACUGCUACAGUCCUAGGAGAGAGCUCUGGGGAGGGCCUCGCUUUCUGAUCACAGUUGCAGAUGUUGUUGUGGUAGAUUGCGCAGAAAACAAAUCUUUCAUGGUUUGGGACAGAUAUGUUGGUGUUGCUUUACUUUAGAAAAGGCCCUUACCUUUUCUACACAGGUAUAAAAUAACUUUAUGUUAAAAAAAUAUUAUGAAAAAAAGUUAUGUACUCAUACACAAUCCAAAGGGCAUAUGCUUUAUAAGCUACUUGUUUUAGGCUUCUGGGCAUUGUACGUCUCUAAAUUAGUACCUUUUUGUUUCUGACAUUAUUAUCCAAAGAUUGAUUUUUGGCCAUACCAGAGUGUGAGAGAUGUCUUAGGAGAUAUAAUCUGUUGGAUGAUUGGCCCCCAUCACUUGCUGCACAGAUUAUUUUCUGUUUUCCCCAAAGAAGCAAUCACACACUUUUUUUUGGUCGAUCCUGGUUUUUAAACUCUUGACUGCAGUGUGUCAUCUCUGUCUAUGUGACAACACAGUCUGGGCCAACUAAGAAAAACCCUUCUUGGAUAGGUUUGGUUGUUUUUAAGAAUUCAAAGAUGUUUCUCUGCAAUUCACCUUUAAAAAAAAAAAAAACUCUUAACUCUACCUUGCACGUGUUGCUGGUGGUGUACAAAGCACGACAAAUCAACUGGGUACUUUUCAUUUACCUGAUUGAAAUCACUUUUUGAUUACAGUAGACUUAAGGGAUUUUGCCAGAUGUAGGACUUGGGUAGCAUCAGUACCUAAACAUCAGCUCAUUUAUUCCUGCUUUAAAAACAUGUUCCAAUGUUGUUUUGUUAUAAUCUUGUUUACUUGCAAACAAAGUAACUUGUGCACAUGGUAAUGGAUGGAAACCUGUUACUCCUUGAUGUUCUAGAUGUGUGCUUGAUGGUAUGUUAAUUUUGAGGCUUUGCAGCCUAGUUGACUGACUGACCAGUUUUAGUGGUGUAGAUUUGUCAUCCUGUUUCUCUGACGAUGUCCCGUUUCUUCUACCAAGCUGACAAGUUGAUGUUCAGAUAGUUUUAUUUCUAGUAUACAUGUUUGCACAAAUUGAAAUGCUACUUCUGAGUCGCAAUUCUUAUUUUUAUAUUCACUUUUGUACUUCAUUGUAAAUGUAAGGGUAGUACUGUGUAUUUUCUGCAUCUUUUUUUCAAUUGCCUGCAACAUAAGCUAAAAAAAAGCCCAU